CACAGUCAGCCUCUCCUCCGGCGUCAUCUCAGUAGCCGUCUCGCCCUCGCCGUAGAGGUUGAUGUCGCCGUUGCCGUAGCAGGAGUCGAGCGGAGUGGAGGAGGAGAAGGGGGAUUUAACUUUACCACGGAAAAUACCUAUGGUUGGAUUUCGGGUAUUUUUUCCUUCGCCAAUGCCAAAGGAAAUAUGCAGCGAAGCUUCACCAUCCUCUGCACCAGUUUACUGGGGAUAUGCUUGGGUUCAACCGCAGGUUUCCCAAGUAACAUCAAUAUAGGUGGAUUAUUCCCAAUCGAAUCACACGAAUAUGAGGUUUUUCGGUUCGCGCUCACGCAUCACCUGGAAGUCCCCAAACUGGUGCCGCAGGUGGAUGUGGUCAAGAUGGGGAACAGCUUCUCAAUGACAUAUGCAUUCUGCUCCCAGUUCUCUAAGGGGGUGUACGCCAUCAUCGGGCUCUACGACCGUAAGACGGUCAACAUGCUCAUGUCCUUCUGUGGCGCGCUGCACGUGUGCUUCGUCACGCCGUCCUUUCCCAUCGAGACGGCCAACCAGUUCGUCAUCCAGCUGAGGCCCGAGCUGCAGGACGCCCUGGUGGGGGUGAUCGACCACUACAGCUGGACCAAGUUUGUCUACAUGUACAGCUCCGAUUCAGGACUUUCCGUGCUUCAGAAAGUUCUGGACACGGCAGCGGAAAGGAACUGGCUGGUGACGUCGGUCAACGUGGAGACCAUGACGGAGGCGUCCUUCCUCAAGGUGUUCCAGGACCUGGACAAGAGGAAGGAGGGCCAGAUCAUCAUCGACUGUGAGACCGAGCGGCUUACCGGCAUCCUCAAGAAGAUCGUCGAACAAGGCAAGAAUGCUAAAAGCUACCACUACAUCUUGGCCAACAUGGGGUUCCUGGACAUCGACCUGACGGACCUGAGGAAAGGCGGGGCCAACAUCACAGGUUUCCAGCUUGUGAACAACUCUGAUCCGGGCAUCAGCCAAGUGGUGCAGCAGUGGAUGGAGUUUGACAACAAAGACGUCAAAAUGCCCAAGAGAAGCCUCAAGUACACUGGCGCCCUGACAUACGACGGUGUUAAAGUGAUGUCCACGGCCUUCCAGAACCUGAGGAGGCAGAGGAUCGAUAUCUCGCGCCGGGGCAACGCCGGCGAAUGCCUGGCGAACCCGCCGGCCCCCUGGGGACAGGGCAUUGACAUCCAGAGAGCACUGCAGCAGGUUCGUAUCGACGGGCUGACCGGUCACAUCCAGUUCAAUGAGAAAGGGCGCAGGACCAACUUCACUGUCAGCGUGAUGGAGCUAGCUCUCUCUGGACCCAAGAAGGUGGGCUACUGGAACGAGAACGAGAAAUACGUGAACACGGCACACUUUGUACGGGGCAGCAACGAUACCUACAGCCUCCAGAACAGAACGUACAUCGUCACCACCAUCCUGGAGUCUCCGUACGUGAUGCUGAAGAAGAACCACGAGCAGCUGGCGGGCAACGAUAAGUACGAGGGCUACAUCGUGGAGCUGGCGGCCGAGAUAGCCAAGCACGUGGGCUACCAUUACAAGCUCAAAAUUGUCACGGACGGCAAGUACGGAGCCAGGGACCCCGAGACCAAGAUGUGGAACGGCAUGGUGGGGGAGCUGGUGUACGGGAAAGCGGACGUGGCGGUGGCUCCUCUGACCAUCACCCUGGUGCGCGAGGAGGUGAUCGACUUCUCCAAGCCCUUCAUGUCCCUGGGCAUCUCCAUCAUGAUCAAGAAGCCCACCAAGUCCAAGCCGGGGGUCUUCUCCUUCCUGGACCCGCUGGCCUACGAGAUCUGGAUGUGCAUCGUGUUCGCCUACAUCGGCGUCAGCGUGGUGCUCUUCCUGGUCAGCCGCUUCAGCCCGUACGAGUGGCACGCCGAGGACUAUGAGGAGGGCGGAGAGCCCCAGUCCCCCACCCAGGCCUCGGCCAACGGGGGCCAGCAGGGCCAGUCCGCCGGCCAGCAGAACCCCGCCCAGCAGAGCCCCGAGCAGAACAAUGAGUUUGGCAUCUUCAACUCCCUCUGGUUCUCCCUGGGGGCCUUCAUGCAGCAGGGCUGUGACAUCUCACCCAGGUCUCUGUCUGGGCGCAUCGUGGGGGGCGUGUGGUGGUUCUUCACCCUCAUCAUCAUCUCCUCCUACACGGCCAAUCUGGCCGCCUUCCUCACGGUGGAGAGGAUGGUGUCCCCCAUCGAGAGUGCCGAGGACCUGGCCAAGCAGACGGAGAUCGCCUACGGCACGCUGGAUGCCGGCUCCACCAAGGAGUUCUUCAGGAGGUCCAAGAUCGCCGUGUUCGAGAAGAUGUGGUCCUAUAUGAAGUCUGCCGACCCGUCCGUGUUCGUGAAGACGACGGACGAGGGCGUGGUGCGCGUCCGCAAGUCCAAGGGCAAGUACGCCUACCUGCUGGAGUCCACCAUGAACGAGUACAUCGAGCAGCGGAAACCCUGCGACACCAUGAAGGUGGGAGGGAACCUGGACUCUAAGGGCUAUGGGAUCGCCACCCCUAAGGGUUCCCACCUCAGAAACCCAGUAAACCUGGCAGUGUUAAAACUGAACGAGCAGGGCCUGUUGGACAAAUUGAAAAACAAGUGGUGGUACGACAAGGGAGAGUGCGGCAGCGGGGGAGGGGACUCCAAGGACAAGACCAGCGCCCUGAGCCUCAGCAACGUGGCGGGGGUCUUCUACAUCCUGAUCGGGGGCCUGGGCCUGGCCAUGCUGGUGGCCCUGGUCGAGUUCUGCUACAAGUCCCGAACCGAGUCGCGGCGAAUGAAGCAGUCCAUCAACGACGCCAUGCACUGUUCGACCCUGACCAGGAUGAGAGGAGUUGGGGAGAACGGCCGCCUCCUAGCCCACGACUUCCCCAAGACCGUGCAGACGCUGCCCUGUAUGAGCCACACUGCCAGCCUGGGGUUGGGGGCCUCGGGCAUGUGAUCGCGUCACGUGACACCAAAACGGCGGCAAGUCAUUGGCAGGGUCGGACCGAGAGGAGCACAGGACUCUUUGACUCACAACAAAAAAACCUGGCUGGCAGGAUUGGCUACCCUUGCGUUUAAUUCCAGCACAAAUCA
This is a messenger RNA of Gadus chalcogrammus (walleye pollock), 3074 nucleotides long. It is a transcript of the gene gria1a, whose product is annotated as glutamate receptor, ionotropic, AMPA 1a. Gene Ontology annotation, biological process: modulation of chemical synaptic transmission; synaptic transmission, glutamatergic. The record is from RefSeq and is a predicted model, not a curated record. The transcript is spliced from 17 exons. Bases 187 to 2937 code for a protein of 916 amino acids. Gene Ontology annotation, molecular function: AMPA glutamate receptor activity; transmitter-gated monoatomic ion channel activity involved in regulation of postsynaptic membrane potential. Lineage: Eukaryota; Metazoa; Chordata; Actinopteri; Gadiformes; Gadidae. Gene Ontology annotation, cellular component: plasma membrane; AMPA glutamate receptor complex; postsynaptic membrane.